Messenger RNA from Gigantopelta aegis, 3389 nucleotides. Its product is annotated as toll-like receptor 4. The coding region runs from base 442 to 2496 and encodes 684 amino acids. The transcript is spliced from 2 exons. The record is from RefSeq and is a predicted model, not a curated record. Lineage: Eukaryota; Metazoa; Mollusca; Gastropoda; Neomphalida; Peltospiridae. Gene Ontology annotation, biological process: inflammatory response; toll-like receptor signaling pathway; immune response. Gene Ontology annotation, molecular function: transmembrane signaling receptor activity; protein binding. Gene Ontology annotation, cellular component: membrane.
UAAACCCACUUCUCUCACAAACCACCAUGCCAGACAGACAGACCAGAUAGUUGAGAUGUGUGCCCAGGACAACGUACUUGAACCUUAAUUCAGUUGGAUAUAAGCACGAAAAUUAGUAUAAAUGAAUGAAUGAAAGACAGUGUGGAUUUCCAUCACUCAGAAAAACUGGUACCUGAUCGUCGUCAACGUGAUGUCACGCCUCUGAACGUUUUCGAGCGAUGGGUAUACUUGUGGUUGGCAUGGGACAAAACAUUAUUGCUAGAACUUGUUGUGUUCAUCAGUGUUCAUCAAAACAUCAUACAAUGUCUGCGGAUAUAUGUUAUUCACCGUUUAGGCACACUAGUGUUUUGUCACGUUCAGGGAGUUUAUGUGUGACGUCACGUUAUAAGCUUUCGAGUCUAGAGAGAUGAACGAAAGACACUUUAUCAUCUAAACGUCACAAUGUACACCCGAGUUCCUCGAAUAGACGCUUUCCUGCGUGUACUAUUUCUCGUGGUCUGCGCUUCCUCGGUGAAUCUAAAUGAGAAGGUCUGUUUAUUCAAAGGAACAAAUGCAAUUUGCUCGCACCAUGGGGCAAGAUUGUGGUACAUACCACGAAUCCCGCCCAACAUUACAAUCUUGUAUUUUAACUUUAACGUCCUGACGCAUGUGACAAAGCACACGUUUCGCAACAUAACUGGAGCAAAUAUGAAACUGCAGACAUUACAUCUGAAUUUUGACAAAAUCCAAUACAUCUCGCUCGGUGCAUUUGGUGUUUUUAGACACCUCAGUAACCUGAGUCUCACUGGAAAUCACAUCAAGCCUGUGAUUCUUGCUCACGCUUUCACUGGUAUCAGCAUAACUCCUGUUCAGCGCCUGGAUAUGCUUGACAUGGGUAUGGACAAUAUUCCUGAAGGUUUCUUUCGAAAUUUAAACUCAUCGAAGAUUACACAUCUUCAUAUGCAUAUGAACAAGUUCUUAUUUUUCGACAUCGCUCACCUGCGUUUUAUAAGCAGUUUGGUUCACGUGGGAUUAAGUCAGAACUAUAUAAGUUAUGUUGUUAUGCACGAAAAUGACACUUUGAAGGAGCUAGAUGUUGGUUAUAAUAUUUUUCGAAAUGUAUGUAGCCAUGCAAGCACUGUACCAUCGUUAGUAUAUCUGAAUUUGAAUUUCGACUCUAUCUACUACAUAGAGGCAAAUGCAUUCGAUUGUCUCCCAAAUCUUCAACAUUUAAAAAUGAACGGCAAUUUCCUUACAACUCUUACCACGAGCUUAUUCUCUAAACUACCAAAUUUGAUCACGCUUCACUUACAACAUAUUCCUGUAUUAAAAUAUAUCGACAGAUUUGCUUUUAACAAUAGCAAUCUUAAGCACAUUUAUUUAAAUAACGGUCUUUCUGCAUCUACCGAAAUCCACAAAGACGCUUUCGGUGGGUGUAGCAGUCUUACUUACAUAGACCUAUCUGGAAACAAUUUUAAACUAGCUUCUCCGGAAUUCUUAGAAGAUCUCUUUAAGCCAGUCAGUGGAAAUUUGGAAACUCUCCGUAUGAUAGAAUGUUCUCUACCUCGUAUUCCACCUGCAAUCUCAACAAUGAAAAAGCUCAAUUUUCUUAAUUUAGGCAUAAACUCGAUCACCAACUGGGACAGUGGAAUCUUCGAAAACUUAGAAUCUCUGAAAGAGUUAUAUCUGAACCAAAACCACAUUACGAAGGUCUCGGAAGCGUCAAUACCGAAUAAAGUACGCCAAAGGAUGCAGACAAUUGACUUGUCAUCAAAUCCAUUCUAUUGCAGUUGUUCCCUUUUCUGGUUUAUACAGUGGUUUCGUAAUAACCAAAGUCUGUUUAAUCACUCACUGGGAAGUUACGAGUGCGCAGGUCCAGACAAACUAAAGAUGGUGGACCUGAAAAUGACGGAACGGACAUGUUUACUGGGAUUCACUGCACGAAUGCUCAUCCUGUUCGGGUGCAGUUUUGUAACAACGGCUGCCGUAGUAAUUGCAAUAAUAUAUAAAUACCGAUGGCAUCUCCGUUACUUGCUCUACAUGGCAUGCAUGAGCGGUGGAAAUAAUGUAACGAAUCAGGAUCGGGAAUACACUUACGACGCAUUUGUACUAUAUUGUGCCCACGAUGCUGAUUGGAUAUUUGACGUAGCAGUUCCAAUUCUUGAAAAUAGGUAUGGCUUGAAAUUGUGCCUCCACGAACGGGAUUUCGAGGCAGGACGACUCAUCAUAGACAACAUCAUGAACUGCAUAAAUCAGAGUCGAAAGCUUGUUGUUGUUCUCUCGAACAGCGUCUCGGAGAGCGAGUGGUGUCAUUUUGAAAUGGACAUUAUCCAGAGGGAACUGCUAGAAAACAGACGUCAACUGCCAGUGGUUAUCAUGAUGGAGGAACUGAACAAACGGCGGAUCACUCAUUCCAUGUCCGCCAUACUAAUGAGCACCACAUGCAUCAAGUGGGUUCACGACCCUGCUGCUUCUAGACUGUUUUGGGAAAAUCUAAUCCAUACUCUUCGACGAUAAUGAAGUGAAGCCCAAUGCACUAUAUAGUUUGAUUAAUGUUUUUUGUUUAUUUUUACUGGGAAAUUGUUUUUUCUUAACCAAUGCAUAUAUACCAAAGGUUAAAAUAAAAAUUACAUUUUAUUGACCAGAUAAGAGUUAUAGAGAGAGACAUUAGAAGAGGAUAUGUAUUCUAUUUUUACAAAUGUGAGUCAUAUUUUAUCAGUGAAGUCCCCUAUCGCGUCUCACAACUAGUGCUUUUGUGGAUUAGUAUAACACGCAUAUUUCAGGAGAAAAGAAAUAAUCAUAUUUAACUAUAAAUGUAAAUUAAAACUUGUUUUAAUGCCUUUUAUACAGGUACGAUUUUGUUACAAUUUAAUAAUUUGGCCAGAAAGGAACUAUUUUCACAAAAGAAUGUUCCUGGUUAUUGCGCAAGGGGACAUGGGGUUGUGAGGUGAAAAGCCCCUAAGGCGCAUUAAUCCCGCUGGUACCAUUAUGUGGAAAAGCCAAGCUACACGAGGUACGUGGUUAUUUAUCAAACCAUUCUUAAUUUUGACCAACCACCUUCCCUCACUUCACCACCUUUAACCUAUGGCAGUUUAUAUGACGUACGUUUGUGAUGUACAUGUACAGUGAUAGUCAUUUAUACAUUGUUUUAAAACAUGUUAAUAUAUGUAUGAAUGUAACUAUGUGUAUGCAUUACUGUUUUAACCAUGUUAUAUCAUGUUUGAAGGUAAUAAUAUGUGUAUACAAUUUAGUUGUGGGUAGGCGGUUGUUCUGAACCCCACCUAAGACCAUGCUUUACUCAUCACAAAGAUUGGAGUAUAAACAUACGUUUUGUAUACUCUGUGUUACAUAUUUACAUGUCAUGUAACUAACUCUGUCGUUUUGAAUAAACAGCCUUUUCAUUUACAAUC